This is a messenger RNA of Sphaerodactylus townsendi, 3911 nucleotides long. It is a transcript of the gene EXOC3L4, whose product is annotated as exocyst complex component 3 like 4. Gene Ontology annotation, biological process: exocytosis; exocyst localization. The transcript has 11 exons. Gene Ontology annotation, cellular component: exocyst. The record is from RefSeq and is a predicted model, not a curated record. Bases 1 to 1971 code for a protein of 656 amino acids. Lineage: Eukaryota; Metazoa; Chordata; Lepidosauria; Squamata; Sphaerodactylidae. Gene Ontology annotation, molecular function: SNARE binding.
AUGCUGAGCUUCAGAAGAAAGAUCUCACAAUCCUUUAAAGAGCCUGGGAUCCUCAGAUCCAGCAAACGGUUUGCAACCAAAUGGAUAGAAGGUCGUAUCCAGGCACACAGAGAAAGCAAAAAUCUUUCAGAGGAAAGUGAAACGCUUGAAGAUGAUAAAAAAGAACCACUAUCUGUGAUGGAAAUAAAUACACUUAUUCAGAGAAGGCAAUUGUUGGAGGCCUUCGAAAACAUAAAGGAUUUGGAAAUGGACCUUCUGGUUGAGAGAGAUUCCAAGAAAUAUGAAGAUAACCCCAAGGAAUACACCGUGAAGGCUAAGGACAUUGAGCUGUUGUAUGAUCACAUUUCUAAGGUCAUACGGCAAAUUGUGCAAGAAAUGCUGGAUCUUUCCAGUCUGGAUGAAAAGGCAUUGACUUCUCUGGCGAUUUUAAUUGAAACAGAAGAGGAAAUUCACUCUGAGACCUCAAAGGUCACCUCCUCCGAUGGACCGGCAGCCCUGGGCUCAGCCAGAAACUGGAGAGACCUCUGGAAGGAAGCUGUCAAUCAGAGCGUAAAGGGAAGGGUUUCCAAUGUGCCAGUACCCUCAAAGGAAGAUACUGAGUAUUGGCUCUCUGUGCACUUAGAGUCUCUCAGAACUGCCAUAAGAGACGAUCUGUUAAAAGUCAAGUCUCACAUACAAGAAUACUACCCACAGGAUUACAAUGUAUGUGAUACGUACAUGGAAGCUUUCCACAAAGCCCUCUCUGUGCAUUUGCAAGGCAUCCUGGAAGAUAACACCCUGACGCUGAGUGAAUUCUACGCAUUACUCAAUUGGAUUCAUAACGUGUAUCUCAGUGAAGAGUUCUUAGGACAUCCGGAUCUCAAACCAGACUUAAAAAUUGAAGACCUGCCCAGCUUGUUAACUCCAGAAGCUAUGGCUCAAUUGAAAGAUGAUUAUAUUAAUUCUGUAAAGGAGAAAACAAAGGUAUACUUGGACAAUAUUCUGGUGCUGACUGAGAGAAAGUGGGAUUCGAAAGAACGGCCGGAAGCUCCGCAAAGCCAAUACUGCUCAUCGCUCUCCCUUGAUAUUCAAAUGAUGGUUGGACAACAUGUGAAGACAUCUGGCAACAUCUGUGAAAGCUUGAAAGGGGCAACGCUCGAAAUCAGUGUAAAAGAAGUGUUAGCAUUCGUCCCCCGCUUUGAGAAAGCAUUCCUGGCAUGGGACAGGGAAAACAACCAACCCCAGUUUGUGGAACUUAUGGUGACCAACAUUAAUGACCUCCAUGACUUGAUGACAGGCUUAAGGGAAAAUUUUAGUGACACCCGCCAAGAACUGGAAAAAACCCUGAAUGAUGUGAUGCUGAGUUACCAGAAACACUUUUUACACAAGCUGAGACCGAAGACCCAGCCAAUGUUUAAGAAAAUCCUAAGCAGAGAGUGGAUUUUACAUAGUCGAUCUGAGGACUCGUUCAUCCAAAAAGCCUUGUCAGUCACUGAAGAAUUUUCUAAACCCCUCAUUCAUCUGAAGGAGUCCAGUCACAAGGAGAAUUUUCUCCAGGAAAUUCACAAGGACGUGGUUAAAGAAUAUGUCACACAAACCCUGAAGUCAAAGCGCAAAAUGAAAAGAAGAAAAUGGGAAGAGGUCAGGAAGCUGAUGAAACAAGAUGCCACAACGAUAGACGAUUGCAUGAAACAUCUGGGCUCCACGUCCGAUUGGCUCUCCUCUGCCAUCCCACGCAUCGCAGACAUCAUUGGUGAGAAGAAAAAACCAAAAGUCAAUGAGCACCUUAAGAAUUUGUCUCAGGACUAUCCAGAUAUUAGAAGGGAGCACGUUCUGGCUCUUCUUGCCCUUCGAGGGUGGUGGCGAAACACGAGACGAUCGAUGGCCGACCAGAUCGAUGGGCUAUCAGAAGGGUUGGAAACUGCACCCAACAAGACGCUCUUUGCUGAAAUUGAACUUCCCAACACCAUCCGAUGCUUCUGGAGAUCCUAAAAAAAGGAAAUGUAGUGCUUGAUGUUUGAUGUUUUCAUGGAUUCUUGAAUAUUAGAAGAAGCUUCCUUUUUCAGCCCGUUUAUCACCUAGCCAAGUUCUACCUUUUUCUAAUAAUUUAUAACCCCUUAACCUUUAACCAUUGCCUGGGGGCCAAGCUGGACUAUAUGGGGGUAUCCUCCUAUACUCACCCAUUCACAAGCUUAAGUGGGCGGGUCUAUUUCUAACAGCGUUCAAACAGACCAGUAUAGAGAGCUAAAGUUUGUUCUCUCCAACCAAAAUUGCCUUUUGAACUGUGUUGCUUUCAUCAUUUCUCUCCCAGUCUGAUAGGAAAACACAGAAGGCAUUGGAGGACAGUGAGAUAAAGUAAAAAAUCCUUUAAAAGCUUUUUCUAUUUAUUGCAAUGCUAAUUGGCUUGCUUGUCCUAAGUGAUAAUUGUGAGAAAUAUGUUUAUAUGCCUGGCUGUGAUUAUAAGUGUAUUUUUAUUGCGUCUGGUUUAGCCCUCUGAUCUUUUUAGCAGGAGAUAUCUGGGAUACCUCUGAGUUAUUGUGUGUCUAAUCAUUAAGAAAGCUUUCUUAGUUCGUCACAUGAUAUGUGUGUGUGUCCUGUAUCUAAGAACAAGUUAUGAUACAUAUGAACAUAUUAAGGGCUGCUAGGCGAAGGGACCUGAGGGCAUAAAGUUCCCCAGGCCUUGGUUGCUUUGUAGGGUCACAAGGAUUCCACCGGCCUCAGUCUGCUAUCCAACAUAAUGCCUAUAAUAUCAGGGCUUUGGAAAAAGCAAGAAAGUUCUCUAGAAAUCUACAGUUACACAUUUUAAACCUUUGCAGAAACCAAACACUCAGGUUUUUCAGUUGAGCAAACAGCUGAAGUGAGUUAUCCCAUUAUACAUAGAGCAUUUCCCGUGAUGCUCCUCGCCCUGCACUGCCUUUGAGUGGGGUCUCCUCCUGUUUCCUUGUUUACACACGAGGAAGUCCCCACUGCCUGCUGUGUGACUUGAAUGGCUUGCCUGCCUCCUGGGUUGCUCCCCCUUCCAAUGCAAGACAGAAGAUUGCUGGCUUUUUUUUAACCCUUAUUCCUUAUGUCAAUAUUGUGAGGACCGCUAUAAUAGUUUUUUUUUGUUUUUUUAGGGAAAUACCGGCCAUUGAUUGCUGUGAUAAUUUGGGAGGGGGGGGGGCACUACUUGCAAGGAUUGAUGGGUGUCUUUUCCAUAAAAAAAUAAAAACAAUAUCAAUAUAAGAAAUAUGGAUAUUACAUUUAAAGGUCUAAAAGCCGGCCAUCUUCAAUCUUGUUUUGGAUGGGGGAGUGACCUGGAAGGAGUGUAAACCCUAAGCAAGGGGAAAUCAUCAGGGUUUCCCCACUCUCACUAACCAUGGGGCUUUCAGGACCUUCAGCACCACAAGUAGGUUCGAGUUAGUACAGAAAUUUCUGCCUCGGAGGAAAUUUACCCUCGCUGUGGGGCAGAACACUAGUGAAUAAUCAGUCAUGGAUUCUUUUUGUUCCAUUGUUUUCUUCCCCUCAGAAAGGGUGCAUUCCUUUCUGCUGUAAUCCUCUCUCUCUCUUUUUUUUAAUUUUAAAAGAAGUUUAUUUCAAAAAAGUAUUUAAAAAGAAUACAGAUACGUAGCAAAAUAACGUAGCUUUAGUAUAUUGACAUUUGUCAAUAUACUCCCUUGAUGGGACUAUCCAAAACAUAUGUUAAGUUAUUUCAAUGGUUGACUACACCAUCCAUUCAGCAUAACAUCACAUUACGUUAAUUAACAGAGAAAGAGAAAAAAAUAACAAAUAAUAUGCUUAGUCUUAAAAGUGAGUUAUCUUGAAUUAUCAUUAAUUGUACUAAUAUUAACUAUUAUAAGAGUAACUAAAUAUUAUAUAUAUUACAAAUUACAUUCCAACAUUGCAGUUAAUGCAGUUAAUGGUAUAUUAUCUUUGUACAAUUUAAUUCUAGA